AUGCAAGUUUAUACAUUUCUUGAACGGUGUUACACAGGCGCGCACCACCGGCUCUGUUGCUCUUUGUCACUACUGGAUCUAAUCUCACUCACCUACUCACCGAGCUACCACCUGCAAUACAAAAAUAAGUGUUUUGAUAUUCCUAGGAAGCUUUUAAUUCCUCCACACUCGUCUGUGACUGAGAAAUGAAUCAAAAAGUCCCUUUGCUGUGGAUUUUCCUACAGUGUGCUUCUGCGCUCUUCUCAUCGGCUGUUGGGGAAACCGCUGUUCUUAAAGGUAAAGACAGUGGAUUGGAUGAACUGCCAACAGACGGCAAGGUUCUUGAUGGCAUCAAGUACAACAUGAGGACGAGUUUAGAUCUGGAACAUGAAGGCUGCUACCUGCAGACUGGCAAGAAGGAAUGUCUGGAGGAGUGUGGCUUCAACGCCACAGCCAAGACUAUCUUCAUCAUCCACGGCUGGACGAUGAGCGGGAUGUUCGAAAGCUGGAUGCACAAGCUGGUCUCUGCAGUGAUGCAACGUGAAAGUGACGCCAAUGUGGUUGUUGUUGAUUGGAUAUCGAUGGCUCAGCAGUUGUACCCCGACGCUGUCAAUCGCACCCACACGUCGGCCUCAGCAUUGCAUGGCAUGAUCAACUGGCUAAAGGAUGAGCAGCAGCUGCCUCUGGAGAAAGUACACCUGAUUGGCUACAGUUUAGGUGCUCAUGUAGCUGGCUACGCAGGGACAUUUGUGAAAGGGACCAUCGGCAGAAUCACUGGUCUAGACCCAGCAGGACCAAUGUUUGAGGGUGCCGAGGAACGGAAGCGCCUCUCCCCUGAUGAUGCCGACUUUGUGGACGUUCUGCACACAUACACUCGAGAGGCUUUGGGUGUGAGCAUUGGGAUCCAGCAGCCAAUUGGGGACAUUGACAUCUAUCCCAAUGGUGGUGAUGUGCAGCCCGGCUGUGCACUGGGUGACGUGCUAGCAAUUGCUGGAAAUUUCAUGGAGGUGAUGAAGUGUGAGCAUGAGCGUGCCGUGCACUUGUUUGUGGACUCCUUAAUGAACAAGGACCACAUGAGCUUUGCCUACCAGUGCACCGGCCCCGAUCGCUUCAAGAAGGGCAUCUGCCUGAGCUGCCGCAAGAAUCGCUGCAACAACAUCGGCUACAACACCAGGAAGAUGCGCAAGAGGCGCAACACUAAAAUGUAUCUGAAGACGCGUGCUAUAACUCCAUUCGGAGGCUACCACUACCAGAUGAAGAUGCACGUGUUCAACAGAAAACAGGCAGACAAUGCAGAUCCCACCUUCCAUGUCCAGUUGUACGGGGCCCAAAAUGAUACAGAAAGCAUAUUUGUGGAUGUUCAUGAUGACACAAUCGGUCUGAACCUGACCAACACUUUCUUGGUGUUUACUGAGAAGGAUAUUGGCGACCUGCUGAAGAUCAAUCUGAGCUGGGAAGGAAAUGGUGAAUCCUGGUACUCUGUCUGGAAGAACAUUAAGAAGAAUUUCUGGGGCUGGAACGCCAAGCCUCCCAAACCUGUACUGGAAGUCCGGCGGAUUCGUGUGAAAGCUGGGGAAACUCAGAAGAAGUUUACGUUCUGUGCCCAAGAUCCUGCAAAAACCGAAAUUUCACCAGGGGACACCAUAACUUUAGUGAAAUGUCGUGACGGUUGGGAAGUGAAGCCAAGAAAACGGCUGCCCAUGUAACAACUCUGCACUUCCAACAACCAAUACACCAUCACAAUGGGGGACCCAAUAUGGAUCAGUGAGAAGCAUCGCCUUCUCUUUAUUUGAGCACUUUUCGUAGGAGGGAGAUUGAUCACCGCACGGUGGGAGGGGCUCGACUGGACUCUAACUGCACCUGGGAGGUUUCCAUUUCUUUCUGGAGACAAGAACUCUGUGCUCUGUCCAGCGCAAUACAAAAUGGCUGGAAAAUUAUGUGCAGGCUGGAAGUGAGGAGCAUUUCUAAAUGUGUUAAGAUUGCCAGAGGACUUUCAGAACCUUCCUUUGUGUGGACUAGUGACGUAGAAUACAGAUCUGUGCCAUCGGACAUACACCAGCAAUUAUAGUCGCUGUACUGUACAUUUUAAAAUUGUUUAUUUAUGAAAAAAAUGGAAGCACUGCAAGACCAACGUUAUUUAUCAGAGCACAUCUCAUAAUAAAGCGUAUGUUUUAAUGCAUUUCUCCUUGAUGCAGUAUUUGUGUGUAUGGUUGUCUGUGUAUUAAUGUGAGUGUUGGUUUGUGUCUGUUGUGACCAAGAAGUGUGCCUUUCUGCUGAGAGAUUACUGAUACACUGUAUAAUUGAUGGAGAUACCAGAUCUCAUUGCACACAAGGUUUUGUGCAUAGUGUUAUUGUUACUGUAUGUCCUUUUAUGGGGUGUGUUAUGUACAUAAUGUAAAUAACCCUCUUUUCUUUUGGGAAAAAAUAAAUUCAUCCGUUAUUUGUAGUAA
Cottoperca gobio is the source of this 2429-nucleotide messenger RNA. Its product is annotated as endothelial lipase-like. The record is from RefSeq and is a predicted model, not a curated record. Lineage: Eukaryota; Metazoa; Chordata; Actinopteri; Perciformes; Bovichtidae. Gene Ontology annotation, biological process: lipid catabolic process. Gene Ontology annotation, molecular function: protein binding; lipoprotein lipase activity.